Molecule: messenger RNA, 1758 nt
Organism: Chenopodium quinoa (quinoa)
Lineage: Eukaryota; Viridiplantae; Streptophyta; Magnoliopsida; Caryophyllales; Amaranthaceae
Product: transcription factor bHLH110-like
Exons: 7
Coding region: 488-1633 (381 amino acids)
Biological process (GO): regulation of transcription by RNA polymerase II
Cellular component (GO): nucleus
Molecular function (GO): protein dimerization activity; RNA polymerase II cis-regulatory region sequence-specific DNA binding; DNA-binding transcription factor activity, RNA polymerase II-specific
Source: RefSeq, a predicted model, not a curated record
CAUUGGCAUGAGUAUGUGACUACUAAUUUCGAACAGAAGGAAUAAUCAUUCAGGAGCCAACAAUUAUUUGAUGAACAAAAAGAUCUUACAUAGGGAAAAGUGAGAGGAGCUAGCUAUAUAUGAUAAUGAACAAAGUUUAAAUGCUAGAAAAUAAAGCUUUAAAUUGAUAAACAUACAUAAAGAAAAGAAGAGGCCAAGGUUGUAAAUAGUAGUAUCUUUUAAUAAGACUACUUUAGAGGGAGAUGACCCAUGAAAGAGUAAAGAACAAAACCUAGAAGAAAAAAAAAAAAAAAAAGGUGGUACACUAGCUUAAAAAGCAAGAGGUUUUAUGGGUAUGUUUUCUGAGUUGUUUCCUUGAAUAGAGAGAAAGUUUAAAAAGAAGCUAGCCAUAUAAUUUUAACAAAGUAUAAUUACACCAUCUUGGGAUCUCAAAAAAAAUUAAAAGGAUCCAAUUAAAUUUUUAUAACCCCAUUAUUAUUACUUCAUUAUGGACUCCACCAAUUUUCAGCACCACGAACAACAACAACAACAAGAGCAGCAACAACAUCUUCAAGACCACUUUGUUAAUUGCUCUCCUUUAAACAUUCCUUCUUCUGGCUAUGGAGUUUCUUCCUCUCUUCACCCCUGGAACGCGAACAUCUUACCAACGAGUACAACAUCAACUAACACUACGUUCAACGACAAGCCAUACGAAAACGAGUUCCUCAGUAGCACAACAUCAAUCUCGUCCAUGCCUAAAAUUGAAGACGACAUGCUAAGCUCAUUCCCUACCUAUGGUGGCCUAAUCCAUAAUCCUACAACCGCGACUACUUUGGAUAAUAUAAAUCCAUGGUCAUUCACCGGCUUGAUCUCUUCUGCUUCUGGUAUGCCCUACAGUAGGGGAUUAAUGCAGCUCCCCUUGGAGGUUAACAACUGGAGUAAUAAUAAUCAAGGUUAUCCUAGUACAAGUUUCCUAAAUCAGCUUGGAUUAGUGUCUUCGCCAAAUAACUCAACAGCAUCCACAGUAUCAAGUAGUAGUCCUCGACUAGGCCUUAAUUUGCAAGCUAUGGAUUUCCUUGGAAGUAAUUCAAGUUUCGGCUCUCAAAACCGCCCUAUGUCAUAUGAUGUUGUGGGAGAAGAAGUUAUUAGCCCCGUUGGAAAGAUCAUGUCUAACAAGACAUCAAGUUUGAUGAAUGGAUCACUAACGGGAACAAAAAGAGCCGCCGGGAGUUCAAGUUGUGAUCAGUCAAAGGCAUCAGCAUCCAACAAUCCAGUUGCUACUAAGAAAUCUCAAGCCAAGGUUUCUUGCCCUCCAUUUAAGGUUAGAAAGGAGAAACUAGGAGAGAGGAUAGCAGCACUACACCAAUUAGUUUCACCUUUCGGCAAGACGGAUACAGCUUCUGUUUUGACAGAGGCAAUUGGAUACAUCCAAUUUCUUCAAGAUCAAAUUCAUACACUUUGCAUGCCUCAUGCUAAGCCUUCUCGUAGCAAGCCUACUAGACCCUUCCAAAUGGGGCUAGGAAGUGAAGAAGAGGGAAAAGAGGAAGAAAGAAUAGAACUUCGAAGGAGAGGAUUAUGUCUUGUGCCAUACUCGUGGACAUCAUAUCUCACGCCAACCCAAGUGGAUGCGUCCAAUCAUCCUUCUUUUUUUUAGUUUUCAUUUCUUUUUGUAUCGUUAGGCAUGUUUCCACUCAUGGAAUUAAUGUAAGGAGAGCAUAGAUCAAGUAUACUUUUAUUAUACUACCAAAACAUAAUAAAAACAAUGUUGUUUUUUCUUUU